This is a messenger RNA of Wasmannia auropunctata (little fire ant), 13812 nucleotides long. RefSeq names its product protein stoned-B-like. The record is from RefSeq and is a predicted model, not a curated record. The transcript is spliced from 13 exons. Lineage: Eukaryota; Metazoa; Arthropoda; Insecta; Hymenoptera; Formicidae. Bases 410 to 6736 code for a protein of 2108 amino acids. Gene Ontology annotation, biological process: intracellular protein transport; synaptic vesicle endocytosis; clathrin-dependent endocytosis. Gene Ontology annotation, molecular function: clathrin-cargo adaptor activity. Gene Ontology annotation, cellular component: synaptic vesicle; AP-2 adaptor complex.
CGAGGUGAGUCGCCUUCGCUUUCGGCACGGCCUUCGCGUCUCUCUCGACGCUCGCCGCCGCUGCCGCCGCCGCCGCUGCCGCAGCCGCCGCUCGUUCUCAGCGAAUAAGCAAAUAACUCGUUCGCGUAACUCAUUGCCUCCGACUUCCUGUCUGUUCAAUCUUUCGGCGCGGCCGCCGUCGCUGCCGCCGUCGCCGCCACCGACGUCGCUGCCGCCGCCGUCGUCGUCGUCGUCAUCGUAGUCACUUUUCUCUCUCGAAACGAGUACGCCGGCUGCGAGUACCGAGCUACCUCGAGCCGCGACCCGGGACCCAAGUUGUGCGGGAUGACGCGAAAAAAAUGUGUGCCGUAUCAACGUGGCUGAUGAGGCUGAAAUCGAGCCUCUCACGCACCGCAGUAGGUCUUAGAGGAUGCACAAGUUAGCCAAGGGCCUGAAGAAGAAGAAAAAGCCGAAGAAGGGCAAGAAGGGGGCGGAGGAGGAGGAGUUCGAUCCGGAGGAGCUCGAGCGUUAUCGGCGCGAGCGGGCGGAGGCCCAACAGAAAGCCGAGGAGGCCGGUGAAUCGGCUAAAGGUACCGGAUCCGACGAGUGGAAGAAGUUCCAGGCACUGACCGCCGGCGUCGAUUCGGUUUUGAGGAAGACUCAGGAUGAUCUCGAUCGGAUAAAGUCCACCUCGUUCUUCCAGCGAAAGGCGCCGUUGGAAGAGAAGAAGCCGGAGGAAGCGACAAAGGAGGAUACCAAAUCGUCGAAGAGGUGGGUGGGCUUCGACAAAGAGGGUAAUCCAAUCGAGGCCGCGCCGUCGGAAAUCGACGGCCAAGAAACGAGGGAAGAGAAACCGUUGGUCAACGAGGACGGUUUCGUAAACGUACCGGAGGACGAGGAUGAGCAGGAGGACUCCGCCGAAGAGGACAUCUUCGACACCACUUACAUCGACGUUCUCCAGAACAUCGACGUUCAAUUAGCUUACAUACCGGACAGCCCGACCGAGGAGCAGGCCGGCGACGAUCCCUUCGACACCACCAGCGCCGACAAGGUUCUCCGUACAGUCGACAAAAAGGGCAACAAGCUAGUCAGUUUAGGCAAUGCCGUUGAGGUGUUAUCGGGGAGAAUCGAUUAUGUAAGCACCUGCAAGAUCACCAAGGGUAGGAGACCCCGACUUCAGCAAGAUCUAUUGUUAGACGACUUUGACGAGGCGGAACAACAGCCGUCGGCGGAAACCGUUGUAGGGGAGCCGACAGAAGUAGAAAAGACUUUGCUAGAUGACGACAGCGACCUUCCUGACAUUCCCGUCGAUUUGACGAAAUUACCGCCUGUGCUACCAAGGCCAGUCAGCCCCGUUACUCCUAUUCAAGAGAGCGUAGCUUCGAUCACUGAAAAAGCAUCGAAUGGUCCGUUAGAUAUCUCCGAAUUCGAAGUUUUGAAGGAAAAAACGGUCUUAGAAGAGAUUCCCGAUUUAGAUGACGCUGAAUUUGAUCUGAACGCCGUGCCAAAUGAGUCGACUUGUCUCGAGGAGGCCGAAGAUCCGUUCGCAACAAAAGAGCCUGAAACAACCGAUUUUCAGACGGAGAUAAUCGAGGCCAGCUUCGAAGCGGCUACCUUUGUCGACGAGGCCGACCCGUUUGACACUACAUUCGCGGCUAAUAUAUUACCAGGUAAAACAGAAUUAAAAUUCAUCGAGAAGGAACUUGAAGAAUUGCCCGUCUCGGAAGUGUCCAUAUCCCUCACCGAUCCCGCUGGCUUUAACCGAGAUUACGAAACUGGUCUGCUGAAAUUAGACGGUGCACAGAAAGAUGAUCAUGACAGUUUGCUGUCUAAGAGGGAUCUGCUAGGCGGCUCAACCACUGAUCUCAGCCAAUUGGCGGACGAACCAAUCGCGCCCGUCGAGGAAAUUACUUACGUCGAUCCCUUCGAUACGUCCGCGGUGAAAGAGCUUCCACCCGGCAAAACAGAGCUCAAGGUCUUAGAAAAAGAACUGCUCGGUGAGCAGUCUAACAGUUGCGUCGAAGACGACAUCGAUUUUGAUCCGAGGAAAGAUGAGGAGCCAGUAAGGCCUGCAAAACCGCCGCCACCUAGACCAUCCGCGCCUGUUAAAUCCGCGCCGGUUAAACCUGUGUUCGAAGUUAACUUCGAGGAGGACGAGAGAGUCGAGGCGGCACCGACGAAUCUCGAUAGGAAGGCUUCCCGGCCGGAAGUCCUUGAAUUAGCUCCGACCAAGGCCGUCGCGUUCGAACUGCCGACGCCGUCGAAGAGACCCGACCUUCUCGCGACUAGCGAAGAGGAGAAGACACUACCCUCUAAACCGCUGACACCGUAUUACUCCCAGAAGGCUAUAGAAGAGUCGUUGCCGAUAGAGGACGACGAGGUAGAUGUCGAUCCGUUUGACACCAGUUUCGUCAAUAACGUCGCGCCCGGCAAGACCGAGCUCAAGCUCAUCGAGUCGGAAUUGUUGAGGCAGGAGCCCAAAUUACCUCACAGCUUGAGCGAUCACGACUUCGAUCCGAGGUCCGCCGCAGAACCGAUUAGGCGGCAAAGCGAUUUCACAGCUACCUCGGUCGCGCCGAGCAAUCUGAAGCUCGCGCAGUUACAAUCGACGCUGAUACAAAAGGUUGAAGAGGAAGUGAUCGUGAAGCAGGAACCCCACAGGCAGGAGAGCUUACUGGAUGCGGAAGUCGAGGUCGACGCGAAACCUCUGACACCUAGGAUCGAGAGCAAACCUAUCGUGGAAGAGGAGAUCUCCUACGCGGAUCCCUUCGACACGUCUAUCGCGACGAACAUCUUGCCCGGUAAAGCGGAGUUGAAGAUAUUAGAAAGUGAGUUGCAACAAAUUCCUCAACAACCACCACCGCGUCCCAUCGUUUUGCCCACUGUGGUGUCUAUCGCAUCGUCAAUAGUCCCGGAAAUCGACGACUUCGAUCCCAGAGCGGACGAGGUAAGGGAGUCCAAAGACUUUCUGUCUUUGGACGGGCAGGAUCCCGGCGACAAAGUAUUGACACCGCUUCAAAAUAAAGAUCUUACUUUGGACGACGACGUGGAUCCAUUCGAUACCAGCUUCGCGACUAUCGAGCCUGGGCGAACCGAAUUGAAGCUGCUUGAAUCCGAAUUGAUGAAGGUCAAUUCAACCAUGGAUUCCAAGGGUGGAAAUCCUUUCUUGAUGGACGAUUACGGAACGGAGCCGGGGGGUGGCUUGCCUCCGCAGGUCUCCAAUCCCUUCCUCCAAGAUUUCGCCGACGCGGCAGGCGCGGGUGAGAACCCCUUCCUGAAUUUCAGCAGCGACCAAACGUACGAACCGCCACCAAUGUCCGUCGAGUCUACCAAUCCGUUCGCCUCCUUCGGCAUUGAAAGUACCGCUCCGGACGCCGGAUUCGGAGCGACCAUUGACACUAAUAUGCCAGCAACCAACGUCUUCACUAGCCAACCAACCAAUAUCUUCGUCACGUCCGAUAACGCGAGCGUGGAUCUGUUUGGUACGAUGACGACAACGACGACGAUAGCGGCCGAGAAACAACCGGCGACGGUCGUUAGUCCCCCGCAACCGCCGCCGCCGGUGCAACCAUUGGCGGCAACGCCUCCGUCGAGGAACGGAAAGCCGCCGCCGUCGAGGCCACCACCACCGAGGCCGCAACCACCGCCGAUACCGCAUCCACCGGUGCAACCACCUGCCAAAAACACGAAGGAUCUGAUACUGUCGGUUACGGGAGCAAUGGACGCUACAUCAAACCACCUUCUGGAUCGCUUGCAAGCGACCAGAACGCCCAGCCCCACGCUAAUUCACUCCCCGUCACCCACCCCGGAGCACAGCUUCGCCGAUCUUCUGGACGUCGACAGCACCGUGCCGGAUCUGAUUCCGGACGAUAAGAUCGUUGAGUCGCCGAAAAAUCAAGAUAUCAUGGAUCUCUUUGAUGUACCCAACACUGAAGUCACCUCGACCAAUAUCUUCUCUACUUCCAUGACCACCACGGGUACCACCAGUCUCGUCACUGGAGUCUCGAUGACCACCACCAAGGACAAUCCCUUCGCGAGCAUGAGCGAAGAGGCAGUGGUCCCGCAGGCGCAGCCUGCCUUUGGAAUGGAAUAUCCGGAGGAUAUUAUCAGUAGCGAGAAACGGCCUUCGAUGACCUCCGCGACUCCUUUCGCUGUCAUAGAACCAGACGUCGGACAAGCCGGAACUGUUUUGGAUCUCGCGGAACCUGCUCCUGCGGUUCAACCUGUGUCAAUGGCGGCCGCUGAACUCUUCCAAGAAGCAGAGAUUUCCACCGCUGCCGAUGCGAAUUUUUUCUCCAUGGCCGACACAACCACGACAACGCCCUUCGGCAUAGUCGAAACCACGCCCGCACCCUUCGCAACUGCGGCUCAGCCCUUGUUUGCCCCGUCGGAGAUCACGCAGCCCGCCUUCGCCUCGGACUUACUGGGUGAUUUCGGAGAACCGACCAAGGAGGUCAGCAGCGGCCUGAUCUCCACUAGUCCGAUCCCUGGAACAGAGUUUCCCGGGAACGAGGCUUACCGGCCUGAGGAACAUUUGGACAACUUCGCCGCUACGACGAAAGCGAUCCAGGAUACCGGCGACUCAUUCGACGCUUUCGCGUCGAAAUUUGAUAGAGCCGCCGAACCGGAAACCAACGGCGGUGAUCCCUUCCUGGAUGCCUUUGGUGGAGGGCCAACCGCUAUGGAUACUUCCAGCGAUGUUUGGGGAGACUCGUCGGUAGCUGGCUCGGAAACGGCGAUCACCGGUUUUGGAGAAUCCGACGGUUUUGAUUCUUUCUUGAGUAUGACGGCUCCACCACCGGACACGAAAGUGAAAAGAUCUGAAUCUGCAGAGUCGGACGAGGGUCCCGAUUUCAGUGUAUUUAUCAAACCGAAAGAAGGAGAGCAGAUAACAUCAAUCGAAGGCGGACCUGUACCUACGUUAGCGCCGCCGCCGAAAAGUCCGCAGGUCGCCGCGUAUGCGGAUUCCUCGCCGCGUUUUAAUCCCUUCGAUAAAUCCGGAAUCGCCCAGGAUGCUGUGGUAUCCGAAACUGCACAGACAGCCGAAAUGGCUAGAACAGAUUCUCAGGAAACCCCACCUACUCCUUUGUUCGACGAGGACGUCAGCCAACCGCUCGAAGUUUUCCCGCGGAUAACUUACACGGGUGACGGUUGGGAAAUGCAAUUGCGACAGCCGAACAAGAAGAAGAUCACGGGGCAACGUUUCUGGAAGAAGAUCUUCGUCAAGUUGAUUUACCAGAGUGACAAUCCGAUCCUUCAGCUGUUCAAUAAUAAAGACGACGUUAAGGAUCCGUUUCAAGAAUUACCCCUGCUCGCUUGUUACUCGGUGUCGGACAUCGGCGCCCAGCAAUUCGAUCAGUACGGGAAGAUCUUUACGGUGAAGCUGCAAUACAUCUUCUAUAAGGAGAGACCUGGCGUGCGACCCGGUCAGGUCACGAAGGCGGAAAGGCUCACGAACAAACUCAGCCAGUUCGCGGCGUACGCUAUUCAAGGGGACUAUCAAGGCGUCAAAGAGUUUGGGAGUGAUUUGAAAAAAUUGGGUCUUCCUGUUGAACACGCACCUCAGAUCUCUCAGUUAUUCAAACUUGGUUCCCAAUGUUUCGAGGACAUGAAACAAUUUUCCUGCGCUAUCGAGGAAGCUCUCUUCAGGUUAUCGGCGCAUCGCGAUCGGGCUCUAACUUAUAAAAUGGAGGAGGUCCAGGUAACAGUCGUGGAUGAGGUAUAUGUCGAGCAGAAUGCGGAGGGUCACGUGGAUAAGCAGAUCGCGCGUGUUCGUCUUUUCUUCCUGGGUUUCCUUUCUGGUAUGCCCGACAUAGAAUUAGGAAUAAAUGAUAUGUGGCGGCAGGGUAAAGAGGUCGUUGGUAGGCACGAUAUCAUCCCCGUCGUAACGGAGGAAUGGAUUCGUCUGGAGAACGUUGAGUUUCAUUCGUGCGUUCAACAGGACGAGUACGAAAAGUCGCGAAUAAUAAAGUUCAAGCCUCCUGAUGCAUGUUACAUUGAACUGAUGCGGUUUCGCGUAAGACCGCCUAAAAAUAGGGAACUACCGCUUCAGCUAAAAGCUGUUAUGUGCGUUACUGGGAACAAGGUGGAGUUGAGAGCAGACAUUCUCGUGCCUGGUUUUGCAUCCAGAAAACUGGGCCAAAUACCAUGCGAAGACGUGAUGAUUCGCUUCCCUAUACCCGAGUGUUGGAUCUACCUCUUCAGGGUGGAGAAGCACUUCAGGUACGGCUCGGUGAAAUCGGCGCACCGAAGAACGGGAAAGAUCAAGGGUAUCGAGAGAUUUCUGGGCGCCGUCGACACGUUAGAACCGCAGCUGAUGGAAGUAACUUCCGGCCAAGCGAAAUACGAGCAUCAACAUCGCGCCAUCGUAUGGAGGAUGCCCAGGCUGCCGAAAGAGGGGCAAGGCGCGUAUACGACGCAUCAGCUAGUCUGCCGUAUGGCUCUCACCUCCUACGAUCAGAUCCCCGAAAAUCUCUCGGAAUACUGUUACGUGGAGUUCACGAUGCCGGCGACGCAGGUAUCCCACACGACCGCGAGGAGCGUCAGCCUCCAGAACAGCGACAGCGACGCGCCUCCAGAAAAGUACGUCCGAAACUUGUCGCGUCACGAAUACAGAGUGGGGAUUGAGCAUACGCAGGGCGAAGGGCCGGGUGCGUACGUCACGGCGACGAUGGCGAAGAAGAUUCCCGAGAGCACGCCGGAAGUUCAAGAGACGCCUGAAGCGCCGGCCGAAUCCGAUUCCGACUCCUCGGAGUAAACGCGGGCAAUCGGUCUCCAAGUCAACCGGUCGAUCGAUCGUCUCCGCGUUGUAAUAAUUAGUACGUUAUCAAGGGGGUGGGAGAGCAAGAGAGCUAUAAAGGGAACGCGUUACGUAAGUCGACCGUAAGUCGAUCAAGCUACAUAUGGUCAUACUAGUUGUUUAAGCGGUGAACAUAGGUACUAUAUCGUGUACGUGUUACUAGUCUGUAUACAGAGAGAAAAAUUCGCGCGAAUCGACCGCGAGAUGUUUCGUAAGUUCGCUGGUAGUUAUAAUAAACGGUGAUCGUCCUAUUCGCGAAAGUACACUUCGCGCGGUCGCUCACCGGUUCAAGAUUAGCCAAAAACCGAUGGUUAUUAUGAUUAAAGGAAACGGAACCGGAUGAUCAGUAAAGAUUAAAAUUAGUCGAUUUACAAGACAAUACAACUUGACCCUCAAACGCAUCGAUCGCUAAGCGAUCAAGACAGUCAGAGCCAAUAGUCAGUAACUUGCCUGACGCUUCCAGAACGAGAACUGCGAAUGUACAAAUUAAUCUCGGCUUUUUAUCAUACCGGGAUUCUCGCAUCUACUUGAGAUUGUAGAUCGGGAUUAAGUGUUAUAUCACUUUUCUCUCCUCAGCCCAAUUAUCGCUAUGAUCAGUCAUAGCUAUGCAGACUAAAAAAAUAAUUUACCUGACAUCUCCAGAACAAGAAACAAAUAAUUGUCGCGACUUUUUGUCAUCGAAAUCACUCGUAUCUACUUAGAACUCAAUAUUAUCACUCUUCUUUUCGAUUCUCGAGCCAAUCGCUAUGAUUGUCCGCCAAAUAAUCUUACAAGCGAACAAUUUACGAAACAUCUCGUCCGCCAUUCGCACGCAAUCUAGCGGCUAACUGACAAGUAAAUAAUUAAAGGGAAAAUAAUUUGAAAUAUGGAAGGACAAUACCGCUUUUCCGUUUCGUUUAGCUUAUUAAGUCGUAGAGCACUCGCGACGGAAAGCUUUGUGUUCGUGAAGUGCGUUCAUGGCGUUUUAAAGAUUUAUCUCCCUAGGCGAUCGUAAUGAAUUGAAAUUAUUAAUAAGAACAUUCGCGUGCUGUGGCAUUUUUUAAACAGACGGCGCAAUUGUCUGUCCAAAAAUUUACGCAGAAAUUGAAUUAUUUAGUGUCCAAGUUCUUCUCAUUUAUAUCACUGCAGAGAUAUGGCAACUUUUACACAUAGUAAAUAUAUGUUGCAUAUUAUACAUAGAACUGAAAUCACCUAAAUAUUAUAACAUUUUUAAUUAAAUUUAAAAAAAAAACGUUCGUAAUCUAGCAUUGAAUUUUUACGUGUUAUUGAAAAACCAUCCAAAGAGAAAGAUAUAUCGUUAAAUCGUCGUCGUCGUUGCGAUCAGAGAGCAAUGAUCUGUUAGAUAUCGCUACUUUUUAUAGACGCGAGCAUAUCCCAUUGUUUGAGCUUAUAGAUGAUCUAUGCAUACCGUUAUCUAGUCGCUAGUAGGUGCUAAGCUAAAUCAAUUAUCACGAUUAGAGUCCGCGAUUAGAGUCCGUGAGGACUACAAUGAGGUAUCGACAAUUCUAGAAACGGUGCGUGGUGUCUAUUGCGCGUGUGACAUUAAUUCAGUGUGAAUGCGGUAAAAAGUGCGGAUGGAGACUUGCGAGAGUACGUCUAACAAUAAGUCCUUAACAAUACUCGUUAAGCGUUAAUAGUGAUCGCGAAUAAUCUGUAAGUGCUUGUAGCUGAUAGAGCGUUGUAAAGUCCUAGACAUAUAAGUUUCCGUUCUUCGUUAUCGUUUUAUUUUCGUCCUUUUUGGUCGGUACGUUGACGACUAUCGACUUGUGGCAGAAAAGCAGCAUCACCAAAUAUUAGAAUUAAGACUGUAUUAGUGGCAUAUUAAUUAUGCGAGAUUUCGAUCGUAUACACAGAGAGAGAUCUCCAUCAAUUAUAUAGUCCGACAUGUAAUCUCAUAUAGUGUAAUUUAGAAUAAGAUAUUUAAACGAUUAGAUACGUAAGUUUCAGUUGUGUUUUGAAUCUUUCGUUGAUGCAUUCUCAACCUGCGAAAAAGGUCAGAAGAGUUCAUUCUAGUCCCUAGCUAUUAAGACAAUCGUAUGACACGGACGGAGUUUCGCCGUCGAUCAUGCGUUAGCUGGUAAGGUCUAGAUUAAGGACAUAGAUUUUAAGCGUAAGUUCAGUAUCUAGUAUUAACAAAAACCAAUCAAGUCGAUUAAGCGUAGUUAAAUUGUUAAUUGCUACUCUGAUCUAUGACGACGUAAAUUAGUCCUUUAUGAAUGUCUCGUAGAAUCGCACUUUCUGUUUGGAAACUGAUUCGACCGGACCGUUGUCAUUUUGAACAAAUGAAAAGAAUUGUCUAUAAUAUAAUAUGAAAACAUGAGUGUACAAAUCAAUAACAACAUAUUUUUAUCGAACGUUUUUAUUUUAUUUUGCAUCGCAAUUCUUGUGCCAUGGAGUCAAAUUCCAGUGACUUACGUUUGUAACUUGAUAAAUUGAUAUAACUUUAUAAUUAGCAUCCUGAAAUUAACUCUUCAUUUAACAGAUACUUCUUCGCGGAUAUAAAUGUUCGUGCAGCGAGUCGUCAUGGUGCCGAAAGUUUCAAGUGGAUGCGCGCAAGAUGCUCACAAAUCUAAAUCGGGUCUUCGCACUUUGAAACAGCGCAAAGCUUUUCGCGCUACAGUGUCGAGAUUUAUUUGAGUUCGGUAUCUCUAAAACGGGAUUUUGGGCGAGUUCUUCCUCGCGGAAGCUUGCGCCAAGACGUGACGUUUCCAGCUCGUGAUCUCAAAAUAUGCGUAAUCCUACCGUCGUGUGAUCCAGAACGGCGUUUGUGUAUCUAAGCAAAAGAGAAAAAAUAAAUAAUGAAACAAAAAGCAUAAAUACAAUUAAACGUUGCAUGUAUAGAUUUUAGGAAGGGAUAAGUAGUUAAGCGAGAGUAAGUGUAUGGCUCUGGCGUGUUUAUGACUCUGAGAGAAAGAGAGAGAGAGAGAGAGAGAGAGAGAGAAUGCGAAGAGAAGAGAUUAUGUACGCGAUGCGAAUUGGAUUUUGAACAUUUAAUGAAAAAGAGGGUUAAUACUUGUCACAUGUUUGUUACGAUUUUGCCGGUGUUUGCUUCUCUAAUAACUUUUCUGCUUCGAGAAGAAAGAAAAUUAUGAGAGAGGCAAACGCGCAAUUAUGAGAAUGUUAUGAAAAAUCGUCUCUAAAAAAAGUAUUACACUUUGUAAACGACUCAUUGUAUAACGCAAAACUUGUUAAUUUCAUUUACAAUAUUUUAAUACAAUCACGCGCGAUGCGUUAUAAUAAGCCUUGAAAGCUCACCGUAACGAUACGAUAUAUAUAACUCACGUGAUUCGUGAAAUGUGAUGGUACUCCCUAUUUCUGUAAAAAGUAUAGCUUCGAUGUUAGCGUGUAUGCAGCGAAUAAUUGAAAAUAGGCAGGAGAUAAUUAUCACGGUCUCCAUCGCAAUAUAUAUAGAUGUGUCGUGUGUAUAUUGGUCCCUUGAGAAAAAAAAAAGAAUUAUUUAUCUAUUCACUCAAUCCCUUGAGAAGAAAAGCAUUAUUUAUCUCCGUAUAAAUUAAGUAGAAAUCGUAGGCAAUAUAUAUAUAUAUGUAUAUGUAUUAUUAUAUAUAUUAUAUAUAUAUUAUACAUAUAUACAUACAUACAUAUACAUAUAAUUUUAAACCCUGUUGAUCCGACUUGGCGUAAGGGAUAAAUUGUAAAGGAAAUGAUAAGCCGUAGAAUAAUAUAAUAUAACCGUUGUCCCUAUAUCGUAUCGAGAAAUGUUCUGUACAGGUGAAAAAAAGUCUGUAAAGAUAAAGUUUAGUCGCGCUUUUUGUGAAACCGACAUGUAUUAAUAUUUAGGAAAAAUAAAGGCGGAAGUAUAUAGUGACGGGAGACGUGUGUGACGUGUAGAUGAGAGAAUAACGUGUGUUUCUUUGAGAACUGCUUCUUCUCAAUAUGCACGCGAUCGCCCUUAAAUGAGAUCGUCGAAGAGAGCUUAAUUGUGCAAGCUUAAUUGCGCGUUUUUAUCGUACGACUAUAUGUAUUUUGCUAUAACAAACCGAGAGCGAUACGAAGCACUGAAAAUCACAAGUCACACUAUAUAUCAGUUCCGAGUAAAGUAAAUUUACAGUUACUGUAAUGAAGGAAAGUGAAGGCUAAGUGUAUACGGCUAAGUAACGAUGGUCGCAGAAAAUUCUUCCAAUGUACAUUGUCUGUUUGGAUUGUGAAAAGCAAGCUCCUCGCGAUUUAAAUUUUCUCGAAACUAGACUUGACUCCACUUGCAUUUUCAGCUUCAGGUAAAGAGCUCCUCGUAUAUUACCAUCGCGAAAAAGAUUAUACACAGCGCUCUCUAUAUAUAUUUAAAAUGCUGAGCGAGUUUGUAGAUAAUCGAAAUGUCUAGUUUUGGUCAAAUCGCUUUUAAAUAAUUGCCCUUUGUUUGAAGCGCGUUGUUACAAGGAUUCCCACCAAGAAUUCUGUAAGGUUCUAAAUGUGCUCAAAGCAUAGAUUCUUAGCCUAUUGUUAAGAUAUAGUAAGACAGAAAUAUUGAAAUAAAUAAAUAUAUAUAUAUAUAUAUUUACACGCGUUAUUGAUUCAAUAUUAAUGUUGUAAUUACGCUUGUUGCUUGUGAACGUAUACAUACACUGGCGUAUACAUUGGCGGAUGAUAUCAUUUAAGGGUUGAUCGACAUCAGGGUUUAAUCGACACGAGAGCGGAGCGCUGAAACGAAAUGUAUACCACUUUAUUUCGUCGUGGCAGAUAGUGAUGUAUAACAAAACAUGAUCGAAUAAAUAACAUUACGUUACAUAUCGUAUAAUCCAGAGCUUUUUAUAGAUUUACAACACGCGUGUUCCUUCGAAGUUACGCAAAUUAUUAUACGUAAUCGCCGCCGAAAGAAGUAUAUAAUCGCACUCACACCAGCCGUACCGUCGUGUAUCUUGACCAAUUUAAUAUAAAUAUGCGGAGCAUAUAUUCUUUUUAGAUUCGUACGUGAACGGUGACUAUCGCGGUAAGUCCUCCCUCUUUCGCGGAAGCUUCGAAAUAAUUAGGAGGAACAUUGCGUCAAGGCUAAUAACAAGUACACACAAGUAUAUAAGUUAUCAAAAAUAUGAAAGUAUAAUAAACCAAUGUUUACCCGAUUUAAUUUAAGAGUACAGAACUUUCCGGAGCUUGUGAAAAAUUGUCGGCAUUACUUUUGUAUAUGCUUUUAAAUAGAACGGGAAGGCAUACAUAUAUCGCGCAGAAAUAGCAACAAUUAAAUAAUGCGAUUGCGAAGUUAAUCUAAGAAAUAUGCACAUAAUUUAAUUUAAAAUAUUGCCAUCGCUCAGUUACGAAUUUGCUUGGUUAUCGCAGGCGUGAAAAUCUUUUAUUGUAACAACGUAACGUCUGAUCUGCAAUCGCGAUUGGCUAGCUUCUUAGAGUAAUCUCUUUUUACGCAAGAUUCAUAACGUAAUAAAAACAAUAUAUAUAUAUAUAUAUAUUGUUGAUAAUAUAAUGUUAGUCUCCAUAGCGUUAUAGUUUCCGCAGCCUGUAACCCGGAAGUCUUUCUAGAGAGCGAUCGCAACAGCGAGAGAGAAAUGUCAUCAUAAAAAAUACAGCUUCUCCUUACGUGAAUCUUUUGAUUUAAUCAAGAAAAAUAUUUCGCAAUAUUUCUCACGGGACAAGAAUGGGAGUACCUUGAAUGAGAUCGUAUUUCAGAAGAGCAAAUUAGCUAUACGUUUCUCUUGAAUAGGAAUCUUCAAAUUAUACUGAAGGCGAUUAGACAAGAUGCGCGACUUUCUAUUGGGAAAGAUCCGAAGAAAAAUAAGAAAAUAUAUAUAUUAAACGAUUGCACUUUCACUCUGGAGAAUCUGGAUUCGAGCUAACUGCGUAAUUGACAUUAGAUUCGAGCACAUAAAAAUGGGUAGAGGAAUGCGCAUGCACUUUCUGGCAUCGAUAUUGUUCUCGAAGAAGAAAUGCGAGAAAAUGCCGACGGCGAAGGAAAGCUUAACACUUGUUUCGGGAAGCAUUGUUUUAAAGACGAAAAGAUGCGCGUCACAUUACAGUCUAUGUAAAUCUUGCGUUUUGAGCGCGACGUGCGUGCGUUGCCGCGGAUAUUAAUUUUGACGCUCAAGAAAAAAAAAGAAACUAAUUAGUUUCGUAAUGCAGUUAUAUAAUAUUCAUAAUGAUGCCGGUGUAUAACAUGUGUAUAAUUGUACGUGUACACACAUGCCGCGUCGAGCUCAUGAGUCGGUAAAUUAACGCAGAUUAACGGCAGGUGGAUUGUAUAACGUAGAGAGUGCGGACGAAGACUUUUCGUUCCGGUUUCUCGAUCUGUUUCAUCGUCCGAGACGGUAUCGGCCCUUAAAAAAAAAACAAAGGAAGAAAUGGCACCCGAAAUAAUGUAUAAUGUAUGUAACAAUAAUAAUUCCCUGCGAACAAAAGGAGAAAUAUAGAUCCUCGAAUCUCUGAAUAAAUUAUAAAAAAAAAUAUAUAUAUAUAUUAUAUAUAUGAAUGUGCAAUGAUAAAAUAAUGUACCUAAUUACUUUAUGCGUGUAUCUAUAUCACUUCAAUUGUAAUCUAAUCAACUAUAACAAUAUGAUGUAUACAAAAGAUAACAAAACGAACAGCUGAAAUAUCUUAAGAAACUCUUCAUGUAUAAUAACUUACAAGUGUGAGAGAGAAAAGAAGAAAGAGGGAGAGAGAGAGAGAGAGAGAGAAUGCGCGCACAGACCAUUUUUGAAACUAAAAAUGAAGUAAAUGUAGAGAGCACUGUUAGCAAAUGGUACCAGCGAUAAAUUCUAUGUAUCGAUAAAUAAUAUAGCAUUGUUUAAGGGAUGAAAAUUAAGUAGCGUCUCUGAAGUUGUAUCUUCUCUGUAACGUUCUCGAUCUGACAUUCGCGCUGCAGCCUUCCAAUUGCAAUUGUGUUACCUACGUUUGUUUAAUUUCCUUAUAUUAGGGAGCAAGUAGAUGACGCAGAGUUUUGAUGUUACUCAAGUAUCCCCCCCCCCCCUCAGUCGGUGCACUAAUUUUUAAUAAGACGACUAAUAGAUGGACAAGAUGUGGUUGUUAUAAAUUAUGAUAAAAAGAAUGUAAUAAAAGAGAUAUAAAUUACAAUA